AUGACCGUAGCGAGUAAUAAACCUAAGGAGUACCUCGACAUGAAUGGAAAAUGCAAACAAAAGACCACGACUACGGCUAAGGGUUCUGACCCCAGAUGUACUGGCAAUAAAUCAAGAAAAAACUGGCUAGAAUGUAAUGACUCCUUGGGUCCUAUUUCUGCUACGAGUCAAAAGCUAUUGAAAUUAACAAAUGGUUCGUAUAGGUGUGGUCCUUGUAGAGCGGGUUUCGUUGGCAACCAAACAGUCGGAUGUCAUCCCAAACACAUUGUUUGUCCGGAUUUAGGGACUAUAUGCGACAUCAAUGCUGAAUGCGCCUGCAUUUACAUUAAUGAUUAUGUUUGUCGAUGUCGUGUCGGAUGGGCUGGAGACGGACUAGUCUGUGGUAUAGAUAGAGAUAGUGAUGGGAUUCCAGAUAGGAAUCUUCGCUGCCUUGAUCGACGGUGUCAAAUGGAUAAUUGCCCAACAACACCAAAUAGUGGCCAAGAGGAUGCAGACCACGAUGGUAUAGGCGAUGCAUGCGAUCCAGAUGCUGACAACGAUGGCGAACCAAAUUCUUCAGACAACUGUCCUUUAGUUCCAAAUCCGGGUCAGGAAGAUACUGAUCUAGAGGGUCCAGAUUCAGUUGGGGAUGCUUGUGAUAACUGUCCGUUGGAUAAAAAUCCUAAACAGGAGGAUACAGAUUAUGAUGGCAUUGGUGACGCUUGUGACGACGAUAUUGAUGACGAUGGUAUCAGCAAUGAUGCAGACAACUGUCCUAGGAAGGAAAAUCAGAAUCAAGCAGAUACAGAUUUAGAUAGAAUAGGUGAUGCCUGUGAUAACUGUCCUUAUGUUCGUAACACAAAUCAAUUAGACCGAGAUGGUGACGGUGUGGGUGAUGACUGUGACAACGACAACGAUACAGACAGAGAUGGCAGGCAAGAUGAUAUGGAUAAUUGUCCUGAUAUAGCAAAUCCGGGACAAAAUGACGUUGAUCAUGAUGGCAAAGGAGAUGCGUGCGAUGAUGAUAUAGAUGGCGAUGGCAUAGAAAAUCAUCAAGAUAAUUGUCCUUUCGUAUACAAUCCAAGCCAACGAAAUACUCAUUAUAAAAAUGUUGGUGAUGCCUGUUGGAUGGAUAAUGAUAACGAUACAGUCAAAAAUAUAAACGACAACUGUCCCAAUAACAGCUUAAUAUGGACAACAGAUUUUAGAAAAUAUACAACAAUAGCUUUAGAUCCUGUUGGUACUGCUCAACAAGACCCUGAUUGGAGGAUACUCAAUGAAGGUGCUGAAAUCCAGCAGCUAGUGAACAGUGAUCCUGGAAUUGCUAUUGGUCCAGAUGUUUUCAGUGGCGUAGACUUUGAAGGGACAUUUUUUGUUGAUGACGAUGGCGACGAUGACUCAGUUGGUUUCGUCUUUUCAUAUCAAGAUAAUCAUAAGUUCUACAUUGUGUCUUGGAAGAAGGAACAACAACCAUACUGGAUGCCCACUCCGUUCAGAGCAGUAGGAGAUUCAGGAAUUUUUUUAAAACUUGUUGAUUCGAUCACUGGUCCUGGAGAAGUUUUGAGGAAUAGCCUUUGGCACAAUGAGGAUGUUCCUAAUGAGGUGAAGAUUCUUUGGCAUGAUCUGAAAAAAAUUGGCUGGAAAGAGAGGACUCCAUACAGGUGGCAAUUGUUACAUAGACCAAGAAUUGGACUAAUUAGAUUUCGACUUUACCAAGGCAAACAAAUAAUGGCCGAUUCUGGGAAUGUCUACGAUUCAACUUUGAAGGGUGGAAAACUUGGUGUUUAUUGUUUUUCACAAGAAAAGAUCACUUGGUCCAAUUUACUAUAUAUGUGCAAAGGUGAGAAUAAAAAUUGACGCUUA
Megachile rotundata (alfalfa leafcutting bee) is the source of this 1842-nucleotide messenger RNA. RefSeq names its product Thrombospondin (gene Tsp). The record is from RefSeq and is a predicted model, not a curated record. Gene Ontology annotation, cellular component: extracellular region. Gene Ontology annotation, biological process: cell adhesion. Gene Ontology annotation, molecular function: calcium ion binding. NCBI's taxonomy places the organism in Eukaryota, Metazoa, Arthropoda, Insecta, Hymenoptera, Megachilidae.